AUGGCACAGAGUUCAGGGACAGUAUAUACAGACAAGCUGUUUAAAGUUUUAGUCAUUGGGGAUCCAGGUGUUGGGAAAAGCAGCUUUGUACUGCGUUAUGUUAGAAAACGCUUUGAUGAAAAUUACAGGUCAGAUAUUGGAGUUGACUUUGCUCUGAAAAGGAUUGAAUGGGAUGCUAAGACAGUGGUGAGACUGCAGCUUUGGGAUAUUGCAGGCCAGGAGAGGUUUAAGAAGAUGUCCAGAGUGUACUACAAAGGGGCGAUGGGAGCAGUAGUGGUCUUUGACAUUACAAACAGCUCCACCUUGGAGGCCGCCUCAGAGUGGAAACAGGACCUGGAUAGUAAAGUCUGUCUCGACAGCGGAUGCCCGAUCCCUGCUGUCCUGCUGGCCAACAAAUGUGACUUGACAGGAAGGGACAGAGACUUGGUGUCCUCCUUGGACAGCUUCUGUAAAGAUAACAACUUCAUGGGCUGGUUUGAGACCUCGGCAAAGGACAAUAUAAAUAUUGAUGAGGCAGGUGCCUUCCUUGUCAGACAAAUGAUGCUCUGCGACACCGGACUGUCCAAUGAAGAGCACCGCUGGGACGGGAUCAAAGUGAGCCAGGCUCCCGAGGAGAGUCAGAGCCAGUCAUUGUGCUGCUGGAGACCACGGUUCUGAGGCAAAGAGCCAAACUACUGCAGCGACCGGUUAAACGCUCUCUUUUUGACACUACGUUAUGAAUCCACAGCCACUGCAUACAAGCUAUUUGAGCCUGUGUUACACAUUAUCAGUAAGUUUAUAUUCAGAUUUCUGCCUUUCCAUUUCCUCAGUAAUGUGUAGACUGUGUGGGCUGCCUCAUAAACACCUCUGUGGAGACGAUUGAGCUCAUUUCUCUGAUAAUCCACCAAUACAGUCAGGCCAAUAAAGAAAUCAGCAUGACACACAUCCUGCUGGGAAAAGUCUGUGACACUCAUCUUAGAACUCAGACUUACUGGUGAUUGACCCGCCAUAAUGAGAGGCUAGAAACUGUGAAACAGUCACAACUGACAUUUCCCAAACUACAAAAUCAGCAAAAGAGAAAGUCUUAAAACAUUUCUGCAUGUGAAGCUGUUAAACAUUCCUCAUUAAAUGACAACCUAUUCAAUCUCAGCUCUGAGUGUUACUUGUCUGUUAUGCAACCC
Molecule: messenger RNA, 1160 nt
Organism: Epinephelus fuscoguttatus (brown-marbled grouper)
Lineage: Eukaryota; Metazoa; Chordata; Actinopteri; Perciformes; Serranidae
Gene: rab32b
Product: RAB32b, member RAS oncogene family
Exons: 3
Coding region: 1-657 (218 amino acids)
Biological process (GO): vesicle-mediated transport
Cellular component (GO): Golgi apparatus; vesicle; trans-Golgi network
Molecular function (GO): GTPase activity; GTP binding
Source: RefSeq, a predicted model, not a curated record